Messenger RNA from Halichondria panicea, 3297 nucleotides. RefSeq lists its product as uncharacterized. The record is from RefSeq and is a predicted model, not a curated record. Lineage: Eukaryota; Metazoa; Porifera; Demospongiae; Suberitida; Halichondriidae. The coding region runs from base 43 to 3177 and encodes 1044 amino acids. The transcript has 18 exons. Gene Ontology annotation, molecular function: protein binding; protein tyrosine phosphatase activity; GTPase activator activity. Gene Ontology annotation, biological process: protein dephosphorylation.
CACUGGCCUAAUUAUAAAAGCUAAAAAGCCAACAGUAUAGAUAUGGGUGCCUAUGGGUCCAAGCAGCUACUGGAAGACAUGGAAAGGCUGCAUAGCAACGACCCCACUCUUACAGCCCUAAACUACGAGCACAGCGGCCUGGGGGAUGAUGCGGCGAAGCAAUUGGCAAAGGCCCUAGUCGGCAACCACGUUCUGCGGAGACUACGGCUGGGAGGCUGCAACCUGACCUCCAGCGGUAUACACAGUGUGUGCAGGUCCCUGUGUGAUAAUAGAGUGGUACCUGCUCGCAUUAGAAAGCUGGAAUUGGGUACUAGCUCUACUGAUAGCCACUCUCUGCCUGUGGGCAACCCUCUGGGGGACAAUGGAGCAAGGAGUCUAGCUCUGCUAUUGGAACAGUGCAGCUCCCUCCGUCACCUCACUCUCUCCUCAUGUAACAUCGGGGACGAGGGGACAGUCAUAUUAGCGGGGGCACUGCGGAAAAACCACACCCUCACGACCCUUGACCUCGGCCAUAACUCAAUCAGUGAUUUAGGAGUGGAGCAGAUUGGGAACGCUCUCGCAAUCAACUCAUCUUUAAAGGGACUCUCGUUGUGGAAGAACAGGUUGUUUCAUUCUGGAGCAGAGGCUUUGGCGCAUGCACUGGCUACCAAUACCACUCUGCAGUGGUUAGGGCUCGGCUGUAAUCACGUUGGUGAUGAAGGGGUUAAAGCUCUGGCUAUAGCACUACUCUCCAAUGCUCAGUACUCUAGUCUCACUUGGCUGGGUCUAGGGGGUAACGAGAUAUCCGACAGGGGGGUGGAGCAUAUUGCCGUGGCAAUCAUGGCUCAGCGGAACCAUGCAGCUGAUGAAACUGAUGGAAUCGAUGGCGAAACCUCAAGUCAGGCAAGUUUAACUGAGCAGAUUCGUGGUGGUGGUUUACGUCCGAUGCUUGAGCUAGGAGUCACCCCGUCCCACGUCAGCAUUGCCGUGGGUGAUGACGAGAUAUCGGAGGAGACCCCCGACUCUGCCGGUUGUGAUGAUGAUGUUGAGAGGAGCACUCAUUGCAUACCUCUGGAGAGUAUAGGAUUGGGAGGCAAUCAGAUCACAUGUGCUGGUGCCACCAUGUUGGCUAGCGGACUGAAGACUAAUACACGAUUGCUCAGUCUUGGUUUAGCGGACAACAGGAUUGGAGACAGUGGAGCCACUGCACUGGCCGAGUUGCUAAGAUACACGGACACGCUCCAGAAGCUGAUCCUCUCUGGUAAUGAUAUUCACGACGAUGGCGGGAGCACUUUAAUAGCUUCCCUGUCCCAGAACACCUCCCUCACAUCACUCUAUCUGGCAGAGAACCCGCUCGGAGAUGGUGUGGGCGUGAGGUGUGAGGAGGUGAUCGGGAAGCACAAUCAUUCCCUGAGGGUAUUGGACCUCCAUGAUACACGACUGUCCUCUCCUGCACUCACUAGUUUAUUUGAGAUGAUGCAGAAACAAGGGGUGUUACAAUCACUCGGACUGAGGGGAAUCCCCCAUUCUGUAGCCCCGCCCACUCAAAACAUGAUGGAAGGAACGACAGCUCCGCCCACACUCUACAGACAGAACAUUGUCUCUACCACCGUAGCUCCGUCACAGAGACACACCACCCUGGAGGCACUAGGUUCCCUCCCCUUACCUGACGAGAGUGCACAGACGAUGGUGGUCACUCAGGCGCACAGUCGCACGCGCAGAGGGUCCAUCUCACAAUAUAUAAAGAAAAAACUAUCGAAGAGCUCCAGUCACAGUAGAGGCUUCCGGGUGCCAGAGGACACACCUAGCUCACAUAACCAUCACAGGACAAAUCACCGAUCGACACAGCCUAUUGAACUACUACCGUUGACGGAAGAAGACCCCACUUCUUUUCCCGACGGCCCUAGUCACAUGACCUAUACUGAGAGCAAAAUGGGCAGUGCUGGUCCAUCCCCAAAUAAGGAAGGAGUCAACAAAGGAGAGAUUAGAAGAGCAUCCAGUCGAUUAAGCCGAGAGCAAAUGGAGUAUGAAGGGCCACACCCACAGCCACACCCCACUGGCACCAUGCAUCGCUCUGAGACAGUGGAGCGUAUCGCAGGUAUCACCAACCGUGACACCAUCCUAACAUCCCCUGAGCAUGGGGAGAUGAAGCCAGUCAAGGAACAAUGGGUGACGGCACUACGAAUGAGAGUGGGGAUGCUCAAAAUGGGUGGGUUCCUACACAGCGGCUUCAACGCCCUCCAAACAGCUGAGUCAGCAAACGAGCGGCCGAUAGCAGCCACCCUCCCCAGCAACCUGAGCAAGAACAGGAUAUCCGCCCCCUCACCCCCGGACUCUACCAGAGUCAGACUACAGCUGGUGAUGGAAGAGCUGGGAUCAGACUACAUCAAUGCUAGUUUUGUUGGUUCGCCCGGCCAUCCCAAGAGUUACAUAGUAACGCAAUCCCCGACAGUGGACACGGUGGGGGACAUGUGGCGUAUGGUGUGGGAGCAGCGUGUGUGUGUAAUAGUUGUGCUCACGUGUGAGGGGGAGGUGGUCCAGUGGUGGCCGGAGGAGGGGACAAGGCAGACCCACCCCCUCGUUGUGGGUAGAGAAUGGACACAAGGUCCGCUCAAUGUCACUACCACAAGCGAGAGUGUCUCCAUGACGAACCCUGACCUCCUAGUACGGUCAUGUGACCUGCACAGCUCGGCAGAUAACGAGCGAGAGACAGUUACCAUGUACCACUAUACGGCAUGGCCACAAAACUCCGCCCCUUCCUCUGUGGGACAUGUAGCCGACAUGUAUCACAACAUGCUCAAAUCAAGACUGCAGCAAACAGUCAGCUCUCCUGUGUUGGUGGUGAGUGCUAUGGGAGGAGGGAGGUCUGGUUGCUUUGCUGCCGUGGCGAUUGCUCAUGAGCUCAUGGUAUCACCUGACCCGAACCCUCCAGUCUGGGACUACCAGGACCCGAAUAUACUGGAUCAGGUAAUUCGUGGUAUUCGGAUGUGUCGACCUGGACUGGUGGAGACUGCUCAUCAGUACGAGGCUUGUCACCUGAUAUUAGAGGGGGUGCUCUCUGGCCCCCCACGAGGGGGCAAGGGGGGUAAAAACAAGAAAGGGGAGGGACGGAAAUGGAACCCUUUUAGGAAGAAAUCUCUGGGUAAUAAAGAACGACUAGUUGAAGAGGUGGACCUUGAUGACACACUACUAUUCUAGUAACACUAACACUCCAUUAAUUCUUAAUAGCCAUUUUUAUCCCAUGUAUGAUAUUUGCAGAAUCUCCAUAUGCUGCGCAUACUAAAUAAAAUGAAAUUUUGAGUAUUGCCACGGAAACAA